UUCAGCAUCUCUAAUUUCCCAGGAGAGAGAGAGAGAGAGAGAGAGAGAAGGCGUAUCGGUGGAAGGAGGCGCGCACUGUUCCACUCUGGAGCAUCAGGACACCGCUGCCCGUCGUUCAUCCAGGUUCCUUCAGGAGUUGAACCAGCAACCGAGAGGAGAGGUCCAAAGCGCAAACAGAAAAAAGAAGGCACAAGGACGCACGGGAGGACAGAGGAGCGAGGAGAGGUGACCGGGCCGAGGCGACAUGUUUGGCAUGAUCAAGAACUCGCUCUUCGGAAACACCGAGGAGACGGAAUACAAGCUGCUCAGCACCGAGACCAAGGACGGAGUGAGCUUUGAGGUGCGGCGAUACGAUGCUGCCAAAUACGCCGUGGUGUCCUCCGAGGGCCGGAGCUUCGACCAGGCCACGGGGGAGCUGGUGAGGAAGCUGCUCAUGUACAUCGGUGGCAGCAACGAACAAGGUGAAGCCAUGGGCACAGCCGCGCCCCUCAUCAUCACCGUGUACCCGCGGAACGACGGCGUUCUGUCUCGCCGGCUGGUCGUGGGCAUCCGUGUGCCCACCGCGUACCAGCAGAGCCCCCCCACUCCCAGCGACAGUGCCAUCAGGAUCGAGGAGCGGCCCGGCAUGACGGUCUAUACUCUUCAGUUCGGGGGCUUCGCGGCGGAGAGCGAGUUCCGAGCGGAGGCCUUGCGUCUGACCCGCACUCUGGGUGAGAGCGCCCCCUUCCAGCGCAAGCAGUACUUCUGCUGCAGCUUCGACCCGCCGCUCAAGCCUUACGGACGCCGCAACGAGGUGUGGUUCCUACAGGAGGAGCCGUGA
Molecule: messenger RNA, 820 nt
Organism: Pleuronectes platessa (European plaice)
Lineage: Eukaryota; Metazoa; Chordata; Actinopteri; Pleuronectiformes; Pleuronectidae
Product: heme-binding protein 1
Exons: 4
Coding region: 245-820 (191 amino acids)
Source: RefSeq, a predicted model, not a curated record